Molecule: messenger RNA, 618 nt
Organism: Helianthus annuus (common sunflower)
Lineage: Eukaryota; Viridiplantae; Streptophyta; Magnoliopsida; Asterales; Asteraceae
Exons: 1
Coding region: 1-618 (205 amino acids)
Source: RefSeq, a predicted model, not a curated record
AUGUCAAACAGGGACGAUGUGUGGAUAUGGAGACAUUUCGAGAAUGAGGACUUUUGUGUGAAGAACGUAAGGCUGACCUUGGGCCGAAACUUGGAUAUAAACGCAGCACCAAAUGCUUUCUGCUGGAAUAAUUGGGCUACGGGUAAAAGCACAACUUUUGUUUGGCGAGCCAUAGAUGAAAAAAUACCAUCGGCUGUGGCUUUAACCGGUAGAGGAAUGUUGUUACAGGAUAUGACGUGCAAGAUAUGUGGUGCGGAUGACGAGAAUGCAAUGCAUAUUCUGCUUAGGUGCAAUUUUGUUAAGAGAGUUUGGGAAGCUGUGUCUACUUGGACAAACUUUCCGAUGCCGAACAACGGGAAUAGUGUAACGGAACUGCUGCAAUCAAUCUUGGAGUGUCAUAGGAGCCGAUUUAUAAGGAAAAUCUUACAUGCUAUAGCAAUUCAAACCAUGUGGAUAUUAUGGAGAAACAGAAAUGACACAAUCUUUUCCGGUAAACAACGUACGGCACAAAUGAUCAUAGAGGAGGUAAAAGACACAUCCCUUCAAGGCGUAAGACAAAGAUCAAAGCACAAUACGAUAACAAAACAACAAUGGUCGGAUUUCAAUUUCAAUGAGUAG